Exophiala viscosa is the source of this 709-nucleotide messenger RNA. Its product is annotated as NADH dehydrogenase. The record is from RefSeq and is a predicted model, not a curated record. The transcript is spliced from 3 exons. The coding region runs from base 13 to 372 and encodes 119 amino acids. Lineage: Eukaryota; Fungi; Ascomycota; Eurotiomycetes; Chaetothyriales; Herpotrichiellaceae.
CAACAUAACACAAUGCCUCAAGAUUUACCGCCCUCGGGCGGCUACGAGCCCGUUCAAUACAGACGCAACCUACCCACCCGCGGCUUCCGACCAGCAUACUACUUCGUCGGCAUCGGGCUAGUCAUGGCCUAUGGCUGGCGGAACUUCUUCCUAGGCCAGCGCGAGAAGCACGAACUCGCCCGUGAGAAGAUGUGGGCGCGAAUUCACCUUAUUCCCGUCAUGCAAGCCGAGGAGGACCGCGAUCAAGUGCGAAGAUACUAUGCCGAUCUGGACCGAGAACAGAAGCUGCUGGGUAGUCAGAGCAAGCCGUACAACAGCGACAGAUUUGUCCGCCCGACAUAUACUGCCAUGCCUACGAGGACGACCGAAUAGACUCUGAUGGUCCACAUCAAAACCUGACAAUUUCUUUAGGUGAUGGCCAGAGCUAUUGAAAGGCUCACGGUUGCUGUUCAGCAAAAGAUAGAGAGCCAUGAUAAACAUGGAGUCGUAAGGCUCUGGGGAAAGCGUGACACAGGACCUGGGGAAGAAGGGUCAAAAUGUAUAUACUGGAAGAGUAUGACUAUGGUCAUGAUGGCCAGACCUGGCCAAUGUCAAAAGAAAAAGGCAGCAAGCAGGCACAAAAGUGGCCUCGAUGCAUGAACUAUGUGAAGUAACCAAGAUGCAAUCUAUCAUGCUGAAGACUGAAUGUCUCCUGCACGUCUUUGUCGCC